GUCUCCGACGCGGAGCUUGAGGCGGGAGUUGGGCUGCGAGGUGCACCCUCUAGACCUCCGGAGGCCAUCGCGGACAUCGCGGGGAGCUGCGACUGGCAGGCCCUACAGCUGCUCUCCUCUUCUCGUGUCUUCCCCGGUUCCACCCUCGGCCGCCCGACCCUCCGGCCGCCGCGGAGCCCAUGAGGGCGCGAGCCCCGCCGCCGCUUCUGCGGCUCCGCGAUCGUCCCGGAGCGCCCCUAACCGGCGUGGGCAGGGCCGCGGCAUGAGCGCGGAGCCGGAGGUGAAGGUGGCAUCAGAGCCCGAGGCGGGAGCCAUGCCGGAGAAGCGCGCGGGCGCGCAGGCCGCGAGCGGCAGCUCGCUACAAGGUUUUGGCCGACCAAGUGUAUACCAUGCUGCUAUUGUCAUCUUCCUUGAAUUCUUUGCAUGGGGCCUAUUGACAACUCCAAUGUUAACUGUUCUACAUGAAACAUUUCCUCAACACACAUUCCUCAUGAAUGGUCUCAUUCAAGGUGUAAAGGGCCUGCUCUCUUUUCUGAGUGCCCCGCUCAUAGGCGCUCUGUCUGAUGUGUGGGGGCGGAAGCCCUUUCUCCUUUGCACCGUCUUCUUUACCUGCUUCCCAAUACCACUGAUGAGAAUCAGCCCGUGGUGGUAUUUUGCAAUGAUUUCUGUUUCUGGAGUCUUCUCAGUCACGUUCUCUGUGAUAUUUGCAUAUGUUGCUGAUGUCACUCAGGAGCAAGAGCGAAGUACUGCUUAUGGAUGGGUCUCAGCCACCUUUGCAGCCAGUCUGGUCAGCAGCCCGGCCAUUGGAGCAUACCUUUCCGCCAGUUACGGAGACAGCCUCGUUGUGCUGGUCGCCACAGUGGUGGCUCUUCUGGACAUCUGCUUCAUCUUAUUUGCUGUUCCAGAAUCUUUCCCAGAGAAAAUGAGACCACUCUCCUGGGGAGUUCGGAUUUCUUGGAAACAAGCAGACCCAUUUGUGUCACUGAAGAAAGUUGGAAAAGAUUCUACCGUCUUACUAAUCUGUAUCACCGUGUUUCUUUCUUACCUUCCUGAAGCUGGACAGUAUUCAAGUUUUUUUCUCUAUCUCAGGCAGGUCAUUGGUUUCGGAUCUGUUAAAAUUGUAGCAUUCAUAGCUAUGGUAGGAAUUCUAUCUAUUGUGGCUCAGACAGUCUUUCUUACCAUCUUAAUGAAAUCAUUAGGGAAUAAGAACACCGUCCUUCUUGGCUUGGGUUUUCAGAUGUUCCAAUUAGCCUGGUAUGGUUUUGGAUCUCAGGCCUGGAUGAUGUGGGCAGCGGGGACUGUGGCCGCAAUGUCCAGUAUCACGUUUCCAGCAGUCAGUGCCCUCAUCUCUCGGAAUGCAGAGUCAGAUCAGCAAGGAGUUGCCCAGGGGAUCAUAACUGGAAUAAGAGGACUGUGUAAUGGCCUGGGGCCAGCGCUGUACGGCUUCAUAUUCUACAUGUUUCACGUGGAGCUGACUGAGAUGGAACCGAAAUUGAGUUCUAACAACGUUGCCCUGCAGGGAGCUGUCGUCCCAGGCCCGCCAUUUUUAUUUGGAGCAUGUAUAGUUCUUAUGUCUUUUCUGGUUGCCUUAUUCAUCCCUGAAUACACUAAAGGUGGUGGAAUUCAAAAACAUAGCAACAGCAUCAGCGGCAACCUGACCAACAGCCCAGAACUGGGCACUGAUGAGGACAUUGAGCCACUGCUGCAAGACAGCAGCAUCUGGGAGCUCACUUCCUUCGAGGAGCCUGGGAACCAGUGCACUGAACUAUGAACUUGACCGAAAAGGACAUGCUGCACAUGCCGUCUCUGAGAGCCAUUGGGGAGCCACACCACAUGGAGACGCUCUGGUGCUGAAGGGGACAUGCUAGUGGCAUCCCUCAGGGCCAAGCAUGAUAAACAACCCUCUGCCUUCCUCCUCCUGUUCCUUUUCUUCCAUUCUUUUUCUUCCGGUUUGUAGAUUAGAACAAGGUAAGAUUUUAAAUAUGUUCCUGCAAGCUGUAUGCAACUCUCAAAGUUAUUGGAGUCCAAAUUUUGAAACGCAUAAAUAGAAAAAGUCAUCUCUCUGCUAGAAAGGAUAGCUUUCCUUUAAUACUUCUAGAGUAAGAGUGACAGCAGUCUUCCCAUGUCCUUUUCAGUAGAAGGUGCAGGACUGUAGUAAGACUGUCAUUUCUGGCAAGAUUUGAGGUAAAGAAUCCUUUCUUCUUUUCUUCCUUCCUGUUUCUCUGAAAAGUGCCCACUUAGCCCACAGGUGUUUAUGAGUGGCUGCUCCAAAAGUCACUCAGUAUCAGGGAUCUAUUACCUUUGUUCAAAAGUCAAACAAAAACCUAGUCUUACUCUCCUUUACUUGUCUUAAUAGUCUUGGCUAGAAGGAAAUUCAGCAUAUAUACCUCUGGAUAUUAAUAAAAUUGAUCAGUGAUAACCUUUACCAGGGAGGGAAAUCUUUCUUAUAAAUUUAAAUCAUGAAGAAUUAGCAAUUCAGAUUCUUAGACCUAGUGUCGUAAUCAGAUCCAAGGUGAUUUUACCGAAGAAAAUACAUCAAGCCUUCUGGUGGCAACAUGGAAAUGGGAGGGCACGUUUGAGAAAAUUUUCAACAAUGUGAACAUUCCUAAGUAAGGGUGAGGGUUCCUAACUGGAUGCCAGUGGGGUUUAUACCCAAGUUCAGACUCUCGUAAUGCAUUAUUACUAUUUUUUCCUUCCACAUCUCCUGUAUCCUACUUCUCAAUUUUUCUCAUUCAUCAUACUCCUGCCUUAACUGCUCUGUGUAGUAUGCAUUUGUUUUCAGUAGGUCUUUAUUUCUAUCUGUCUGACUUUUGAAUCUCAUGGAAAUAUGCAUAUCAAAUUCUUAUCUAACAUGAUGGUUUAGGAAGCUCAGUUUCACAAUAAGUGUCUUGCUAAUUUUUCGAGAUGUUUUAUGGACAAAGAAAACUUUACAGAUUUAUAUGUAUUUUGCUGCACCAGUAAAUGAACCAUUAACUAAGGCCUACCUUUAACAGAGCACUCCUUUGGAAGUUUUAUAGGUAUGAAAUAUAUGUAGAUAUUUGUAAGGAGUUUUAAUUCUUUUUUGAUGGAGUGCUAUGUAAAUCUUGUAUUUAUAAAUAUAAUGAAGGUGUUGACAGAAAAAAUAUAUGUACAACUUUUAUAAAAGAUUAUGUACUGACUGAAUACAUUUAAAAGAAAAUAUAUUUUGAAACCUGUUCUGCUAUGAACAGAUAUAACAUAUCUUUUUAAUACGCUGUUGGUUUUUAAGUUAAGCUUCCUAAUGCAUAAUAAUGCAAAAUAAAUUUGCAAUGGAUACUUUUA
Messenger RNA from Rhinolophus ferrumequinum (greater horseshoe bat), 3300 nucleotides. It is a transcript of the gene SLC71A2, whose product is annotated as major facilitator superfamily domain containing 14B. Lineage: Eukaryota; Metazoa; Chordata; Mammalia; Chiroptera; Rhinolophidae. The coding region runs from base 263 to 1771 and encodes 502 amino acids. Gene Ontology annotation, molecular function: transmembrane transporter activity. The record is from RefSeq and is a predicted model, not a curated record. Gene Ontology annotation, cellular component: membrane. Gene Ontology annotation, biological process: transmembrane transport. The transcript has 12 exons.